Messenger RNA from Pisolithus orientalis, 474 nucleotides. RefSeq lists its product as uncharacterized. The transcript has a single exon. The annotation marks the transcript as partial. The record is from RefSeq and is a predicted model, not a curated record. Lineage: Eukaryota; Fungi; Basidiomycota; Agaricomycetes; Boletales; Pisolithaceae.
GCAAUGUGUGUUGUGUUUGCUGGUGGUGCUUAUCUUCCAACCUUGGAUGCUUUAUGCAAAUUUCCUCUGGUGCUUGUGAGUAAGGGCAGGGUUCAGACGUUAAUUGAAUGGCUUGUUGCUCACAACAUGUGGUAUAAGGCAAACAGUGUCACAUUUUUGCAGGAUAUUUUGGAGUCCUUGGUGGUUGGAGAUGGUGAGGAGGGUUUGUUGGCUGGGAUGCAAAUUACACACCUGCCUGAUGCAGGUGCAAUGCCCACUUCCUGUGGGUUUGAGUGGGAGACACUGUCAAAUGAUCUUGUCAUGGAGUGUGUGGCCUGUACUCAAGGUGAUCACUUGGAGCAUUCAUGUUGGGCUAUGAAGGCUGGGGCCCACACCCAUGCAUUGCAAGGCAAGAAGUUCAUUGUUAGUCAGAUAUUUGGGACACUAAUGAGGAUGCAUCCAUCAUUGACUUUGAUUGUCUGUGCUUGGAAAUAG